UUCUUAAAAUUCUAAAAACAUUUCAUCGCAAAAACAAAAAAUAGAAAAGAAAAAGGAAGAAAAGAGGGUCUUUUUGGUGGUAAAGGAGAGAGAGACAGAAGAACAACUCUUCCCGUCCUUCGAGACGGUCUUCAUCCUCCUUCCCCUUACGCUUCAUCCUCAGGUUGAUCUGCAUUUGAAUCUUAAGGUUCCUGAUUUAUUUUUCGAAACAUGGAUGGAGUGCUUUUCUGGUCAAGUUGCCACAAGAAUUGUUUGUUUUCAUUCCAAGAAAUGCGCAACUGGCGAUUCCUCAUACUUGGAGAAUUUCUUCCGGUUUCCUUUGUCAAUUGUACUUAAUUGCCCUUUCUCCUUUAAUGACCAGCACAGUCUGUGUGAUGCUUGUUUUGUCUGAGAGGAGUGCUGCAUCUUUAGGGAAAUUGUACAAUGCAUUGCUGACCCAAUAUCCAGUUUAAACAUCUGAACAAUCCACUUCUUCGGAAUGAAGUAGAUAAACUGGUGUUUGAUAUGGAUACUUCCUGUAUCUUUAGUAUUGGAUAAGCAAUUGCAUUAAAACUGUGCAGACUAUAGUUUUUAAUAAUUGUCUUGUUGUCCCAAUGGUUAUUGGUGAUGAUAAAACAUCUUUUGCUUGAAAUUUCUUUAAUAACGUCUAUGUAGACUUAGAUGAAGUGGCUAUUAUUGAAGUUCUUAAGUGUUGGGUCACAGUGUUUUUAGCUAGAGUUUAAUCUGGUAGAUUUAAUCAAUCAUUUCGGUUACACCUAGGUAGACCAUUAUGAUCGCCAGUAAUUGUUCAUUUCUACCUCUUGCGUCCUGCUACAAAGCCACGGGUCUAUUAAAAUAUUAACCAAUAAGACUACGCAGUCCUUCACUCAAAAAGUUUCUGCUUUUGCCAAUUUUUUGCCACGACAAAGAAUUGACAAUUGAAUAUACUGGACCAGCAAAUAUCUGUAAAAUUUUAUACUCCCUUCUCAGCAUCGUCUACUAGAGUUAAAUACCACCUAUCUUUUGAAUAAAGAGCUGCUUUGGGUUCUGUGUGAACAAUGGAGAGGUACAAAUUAAUUAAGGAGGUUGGGGAUGGAACAUUUGGGAGUGUCUGGAGAGCUAUUAAUAAGCAAAGCGGUGAAGUUGUUGCAAUCAAGAAAAUGAAGAAAAAGUAUUAUUCUUGGGAGGAGUGUGUAAACCUAAGUGAAGUCAAGUCAUUACGAAAAAUGAAUCACUCAAAUGUUGUGAAGCUGAAGGAAGUUAUUCGAGAAUGUGACAUUCUGUACCUUGUUUUUGAGUACAUGGAAUGCAACCUCUACCAACUAAUGAAAAAAAGGGAAAAACUGUUUUCUGAGGAUGAAGUUAGAAACUGGUGUUUUCAAGUUUUCCAAGGUCUUGCGUACAUGCACCAGCGUGGAUAUUUUCACCGUGAUCUAAAGCCUGAAAACUUGCUUGUCACCAAGAAUAUUAUAAAAGUUUCUGAUUUCGGCCUAGUGCGAGAGAUCAGCUCACAACCACCCUAUACUGAGUAUGUCUCCACACGGUGGUAUCGUGCCCCUGAAGUCCUGCUUCAGUCUUUCCUUUAUAGCUCCAAAGUUGACAUGUGGGCAAUGGGUGCUAUUAUGGCUGAGUUGUUCACUCUCCGUCCUCUAUUUCCGGGUAGCAGUGAGGCAGAUGAGAUCUACAAAAUAUGCAGUGUGGUAGGUAGUCCAACUGCUGAAUCUUGGGCCGAUGGACUCAAACUUGCUAAGGAUAUCAACUAUCAGUUUCCACAGCUAGCUACUGCAGAUCUCUCUGUACUGAUUCCAUCCAGAAGCGAUGAUGCAAUCAACCUUAUCAAAUCACUUUGUUCAUGGGAUCCCUGCAAGAGACCUGCUGCAGCAGAGGCCCUUCAACAUCCUUUCUUCAAGAGCUGCUUUUACAUCCCUCCAUCGCUUCGCACCAGAGCAGUAACCAGAACUCCUCCAUCUGCCGGAAUAAGGGGAACAGUGGAUCGUCAAGGGGUCAGGAGAUAUUCUGGUGCAAUGCCUAAUUCGAAACUUGGCAAUAAUUUUGCUUCCAUGAAAUUACAUCCUUCUGUAGCUCCAGGUGUACAACGGAAGCUGGAUAUGGCAAAAGAGGAUGGAAUUAAAGAUAAGAAGGCAAAAGAGGAUGGAAUUAAAGAAAAGAAAUCAAUGAAGACUACUACUCCACAAUCAAAAUAUCAACCACCAGGAAAAGGCAGCCCUAGUUCUUUAAGCAAGGGGAGAACCGUGCGUUGUGUUUCAGAAACAGCCGACAAGUUUGCCAACAUGUCAAUUUCUACUCGAAGACAUUCCUUGAGUCAAACUCGUCCACCUCCAAUGAAAGCUGGAGUUAAUUGGAAUUCUGAAUCUGGAAACAUCUUGCUCAGGUCCGCCCAACAGAUUCCAACUGGAAGAACUUUAACAAAAAAAGUUGCUGGAUGAGAUGACAAGUAUUUGCUGGCCUUGGAAAUUUUAUUAGUGAUCAAUAUGUUGAAUGUUCGAGUACUAAUCUUUUGAGAGUAUAUGCGUUUGCACCUUUUCUGAUGACGUUGAAGUUUGUAGCCGUUAUGUAUCCUUAUAUUUGUCACAAACAAAUCUGUAUCUUUUUAUUGCUUGAAAUUGAUACACUAACUCCUAUACAGUUAUACUGAUGUUUUUUUAAUCUAUGAUGCAAUUCAAUACCGUGGAAUAUUUUAUACA
Messenger RNA from Vicia villosa (hairy vetch), 2684 nucleotides. Its product is annotated as cyclin-dependent kinase F-4-like. Lineage: Eukaryota; Viridiplantae; Streptophyta; Magnoliopsida; Fabales; Fabaceae. Gene Ontology annotation, molecular function: ATP binding; protein serine/threonine kinase activity. The record is from RefSeq and is a predicted model, not a curated record. The transcript is spliced from 20 exons. Gene Ontology annotation, biological process: intracellular signal transduction; protein phosphorylation. Gene Ontology annotation, cellular component: cytoplasm; nucleus. Bases 1038 to 2426 code for a protein of 462 amino acids.